This is a messenger RNA of Fraxinus pennsylvanica, 699 nucleotides long. Lineage: Eukaryota; Viridiplantae; Streptophyta; Magnoliopsida; Lamiales; Oleaceae. The record is from the annotation of a GenBank genome assembly.
AUGAAUCUGGCUUUUCUUAUAAUUUGUUCAGCAUUGUCCGAGACUGCGUUAGGGACAAAAAAAUUGCACACCUCUACCUCAAUUUCUACGAGAAUGAUGGACAUUACAACUCCACUAACAACAGUUCCAACAGCCAAUCCCAAUACUCCCAUCACCACCAGUCCAGUGCUAAAUCCAACAGUUUUUGGCCCCAACUCGCCUAGUGUCAUCAAUCCAGCCAAUCCCAUAAUGCCACCAACGACCCCGGCCGGUGGAAGCUGGUGUGUUGCUAGCCAAUCCGUGUCACAAACUGCAUUACAAGUUGCAUUAGACUAUGCUUGUGGCUAUAGUGGCGCUGAUUGUUCUGCAAUUCAGCCCGGUGGCGGCUGCUACAAUCCGAUCACAGUGCGCGAUCAUGCCUCGUACGCUUUCAAUAGCUAUUAUCAGAAGAAUCCAAUCCCCACUAGCUGCAAUUUUGGUGGCACUGCUGUAACCACUAGCACUGACCCAAGUUAUGAUACAUGUCAAUAUCCAUCAACUAGCACGAGUUCAUCGGUAUUGAACACAACCAAUUCAAGUGGAUCACGAGUUUUUGGCGCGGGACCAAUCACCCCCUUUAGCUCAGCACCUGAAAUUCCAAGAAGCUUCCAUGAUUUUCACUAUAUCUUGUUAUUAAUCAUUCAUUUUCUGGUUCUAAAUCAGAUGCAAAGACUAAUUUAG